AUGUUCCUCACGCCGGUCUGGGGCAUGGCCGCGACGCGCGCCGCGUUUGCGCAGCCGAUGCGACUUGCAGUCGUGGGGUCGGGACCGAGUGGUUUCUAUACCGCGUCGCGUGUCCUGCAGUCCUUUGAUGUGGCGCACGGCACGGGUCAGGACGGCGUCGAAGUGCACAUGUUCGAGCGGCUCCCGACGCCGUUUGGGCUCGUGCGCUACGGUGUUGCGCCGGACCAUCCCGAGGUCAAGAAUGUCGAGAACAAGUUUGCUGAAGUCGCAAGCGACGCGCGCUUCCGCUUCUUUGGAAACGUAUGCGUCACCGCCAGCAAUGACACGCCGCCGCCGCCUUCGUCGCUGGCGGUGAACGUGCCGAUUACGGAACUUGCGCCGUACUAUACGCACGUCCUCUUUGCAUACGGUGCAAACGAGGCGCGGCCCCUCGGUGUGCCCGGAAGUGGCCGCAGGGAGCUGCGGAAUGUCUACCCCGCGCUCGAUUUCGUCGAGUGGUACAAUGGCCACCCUGAUGCGCACGAUCCCGCGAUGGAGGACGCAUACAGCCUGAACCGUGUCGACGGCAGCAAGAUCCACCGCGCGGCGAUCGUCGGCGCCGGCAAUGUCGCGCUGGACGUUGCGCGCGUGCUGCUGCGCCAAUGCCCGUCUGUGCCCGCCGGCGAAUCACUCGCCAAGACGGACGUGCCGCAGCCGGUGCUCGAUCAUCUCGCGUCGUGGCAGAUUGAAGAGGUGAAUCUGUACGUGCGCCGCGGCGCGCCGCACUUGGCCUUUACCAACAAGGAGCUACGGGAGAUGCUGGGGCUGCCGCACGUCGCCUUCCGUCCGCUUCCCGCUGAUCUGUUGGAUACCGGCCUGGAGCAGGUGAACAAGCUCGCCGAGGCCGGCCAGAAGCGCGCCAUGACGCGCCUCCUCGGCCAGCUCAAAAAAGGCAGCAAGCUGGCCUAUAACGAGUCGCAGUACCCCCGCUGGGGCCUGCACCUCUUGCGCUCGCCUGCGGCGCUGCACGGCGACGGGGCGACCCCUCCGGCGCUCGCGUCGGUGGAUUGGAACGUGACACAAAUCAGCGAGCACGGCCGCGCAGUCACCCAAGGCGAGACGGUACGCAGCGACGAGGACCUACUCAUCUCCUCGGUCGGCUACCGCUCCGAGCCUCUGCGUGGCGAGACCGACUCGGCGAUGCAGGUGCCGUUCGACGAGACGCGGUGUGUCAUUCCCAAUAUCCGGAACCGCGUCGUGGACGAAGAAGGGCAGCCGAUUCCCGGCAUGUUUGUCUCGGGAUGGCUCGCCACCGGCCCCGUCGGUGUGAUUGUCUCUACGAUGUUCGACGCGUUUGGAGUCGCGGACGAGAUGGUGAAAGAGUGGCGUGCGUCGUCCAUCCCUACGCUCUGUGGCGCUGCCGGCCACGCCGAGGCGCUGCGCGACACGCCCGAGGCGUUGCAAGGCCAGCGCACCGUCUCCUUCGACCAAUGGCGUGUGAUCGAUGAGGCGGAGCGGCAGCGUGGCGAGGCGCUGGGCAAGACGCGCGAAAAGUUUUUGACCGUCGCCGACAUGCUCAAGGUAGUGGAGUAG
Molecule: messenger RNA, 1572 nt
Organism: Malassezia japonica
Lineage: Eukaryota; Fungi; Basidiomycota; Malasseziomycetes; Malasseziales; Malasseziaceae
Gene: ARH1
Product: adrenodoxin-NADP(+) reductase
Exons: 2
Coding region: 1-1572 (523 amino acids)
Biological process (GO): ubiquinone biosynthetic process
Cellular component (GO): mitochondrion
Source: RefSeq, a predicted model, not a curated record